Molecule: messenger RNA, 766 nt
Organism: Anneissia japonica
Lineage: Eukaryota; Metazoa; Echinodermata; Crinoidea; Comatulida; Comatulidae
Product: kinetochore protein mis18-like
Biological process (GO): CENP-A containing chromatin assembly; chromosome segregation
Cellular component (GO): nucleus; chromosome, centromeric region; chromatin
Source: RefSeq, a predicted model, not a curated record
AAUAUUACAAUGCAAAUUUUAAAAAAAUUGUUUUAUUUCGUUUAAAAUCGAGAUGAUGAUCAUGUUGCAAAGGGAAAUUCCCUAAUCGCACGUUAGAGGUCAAAGUUUACAAUUAUAAUAACGUGAACUGUACCAUUUUAACCCGGGAAAUUUUGACACUAGAAGAAACAAAAUAAGAAAUUUGUCAUGGCAUCUGUAGAUUUGCAAAACAAAACUGAUGAAGACGACACAGAACCAGAUUAUCCGAUAGUUUUACAAUGUUUAAAAUGCGGAAAUAUACUUGGUGACUCUGUUUCCUGGGUGUGUGGAAACAAAGAUCUUAAAACAGUAACUCUGCGGCGUGUCACAAAUGUAGUAGACAGUCAUCAAUGCUUAGUUACAUCAGAGAAAGGAAUAGAUAUUGGAAGUACAUAUAGAGAACUAUACUGUGUUAUGUGUGAUGAGAUACUGGGCCGGGUUUAUCAAACGACACCAAGGCAUUUGGACAAUUUAAGAGAUGUGUUCACGCUGGAUAUUCCCAAAAUACAGAGCUAUCAAGUUGGAAGUGGAGAGCAGGUGGGAGAUUUUGAUACCGGUGAUAUGCUUGACAUGCCAUCAUCUAGAGCUUUACAAGAUGAUCUCUUUAAGAUUAAAGCUACAGUUUGUGCCUUGAACGAACGACUUGUCAACUUGGAGGAUGCUCUGAAAUGUCAUGAUCCGGAAGAAAUAAUGGAUGAAGAAGAGAACCAAGAAAUCCUAAAUGAAAAGGAGGACGAGUUGAAUGAGG